UUAUUAAAUGAUCACAUUCGGCUAUACAGAAAUUUAUGUAACUGCUUUUAUCAGUCACUUACGUUUCACGAUAUCGAAAAUUCGAAAACACUGAUUAUCCAAUGGGUGGAAACUGAUUCAAGACUAUCUAAAUGGGUAAAAUAAAGGAAGAGCCACUAUUUCAGAAAAAACGAAAAUUUGAAUUAACAAGUGAAUUUAAUCUGAAUAACCAAUUUUCAAAUCCAAAGGAAGAUAACUACUUUGUGAUAGGUCCAUCUGAUGCGUAAUAGUCGAAGUAUUUCACCGAAAGGAAAACAAGAAAAUGUUGGACACUGUUUAAAAUGGCAACCACCUUCCCAGAUAAACAGGCAAAUUCGAAGGUUAUCACCUAUCCUAAAACUUCAUAGAGAUGAAGCUAUCCAAACAGAUGGAACACAUACAACACUUGAAGAGGAGAUUCGACGAAUUCGAAAUGAGAUCGAAAAUAGGAAGCGGAUUUUACGUGCAAGAGAGGAAGCGAAAGAGAAUAAGAAACAUGUUAAAAUCGAAAAUGAUCUUAUGGAUAAACCUCAUACAAAGAUUUCUAAACCAGCGGAAUAUGAUUAUCCAGUGGUCACUACUGUCCCUGAUGCACCACGUGAACACAAAAGUAUUAAAAUGCCACUUCAAGAGUAUUCAAGAAACUGGAAAUCAGAGCCUCCUAAAGCUGCAGUUUACACUUCUGGAAAAAAUCGUCUUUCAGAAUAUCAAAGUGCAUUUAAAGCACCACAGCUGAAUUACAAAUUUGAACCAACAAAACCUAUUAGACCAUACACAUGUAAAAUCGACAAAUUUCGAUCCCGUGAAAAUCCUUACGAUACAGAGUACAGGCAUGAAUAUAAACCUUUUAAAUAUGUUCCAGUUGAUCAGUUAAAAACAACUGCGAUAAUGGAAAACAAAGAUGUAAAUAUUAUUCCUCUAAAACGUCCGUCGUCAGCGUACACAAUAAGAGAAAUAGCAGAAGAUAAUAUUAAUGAUGUCGUAAAAGCACCAAUUAGAGCUCUAUCACCACAAAUACAUACUAAACCGAUGCAGUAUAAGAAAAAGUAUACUUCAGAAUAUAACGCAAAAUAUAGAGACUAUUCAGAUAUAUUAGGUAUUCCGCAAAAUCAAAUGAAAUUGUCAAAUAAAAGUAUGUCAUACGACUGGUAUCGAGAAAUAUUGAGACUACGUGAAAAUGCUGAUGCCUAUCGAAAACGCGAUCGAGAGUCACAUUUCUCACGUGAACACUUAGCACAGCUGGAAUCCAAUUAUGUUGAUUACUGGGACGCCCCAAGUAAUGAUACUUAUGAGGAAAAUUUAAAGAAAUAUAAAGAAGCCUUACAAAUGCCAAGAGCUGGAAAACCAUCAACAGAUUUGCUUUCUAAUCCUGACGAAAUGGCGCCAUUGGCCAGUCGACGGAGGAGAGUAAUGUUAGACAGUCGCAAUGUCGCAGGAAUAAUGGAUCAAUAUGAUUACUCUGACACAGAUUGUGAUCAAAAUAUAGAAUAUGAUAAUGAUCAUUUAUCCGCACACCCAUAUCAUAAAUAUAAAUCAGACGUACAAUGCACUAAAGACAAUGAUGUUGGAAUAUCACCAGCUGCCACGAAAUAUAACUAUGCCAAUGAAGUAUAUGACAGAGCAAACUACAGCCUAAAAUCAGAUAACCAUUCGCUUCCAUUAACAAACUUAGAUGAGCCAAGAACAAAUACUUCGUACAAUAAGCAAUGGUCAAAUCAGUCUAAAUACCAUCCAUCUAAAAAACAGAACCAGUGGGUCUACAAUGAAUGUAAACAAAGACAAAGAACAUCAGACGAAACAGAAUCGCUGACUAGCUGUAGUUCAUUGUCUGAGAAAUCAAUGGAAUCAAGCGCACGUUUAGCACGUGAAACUCUGGAACAAGCACAAAAGCAAUAUGAACGUAUAUUACGCGAACAAAAACAUUGUCGUGAAAACAUAUAUUCUCCAAAUGCAUAUUGCGACUGCGAAUCUAAGCCGUUCGAACAGUAAACACAACCAAUUUCAAACUAUGAUAGAUGCAACUUUUGUAUGUUUUUAUAAAUGAUAUAUUUAUAAUAGCAAAUGUAAAUCUGAAUAAAUGUGCAUGCAUAAAUAAAAUAAAAAGGACGAUACACCUCUGUGAAUUAAAAAAUUACUUAAUUCCUUGUUGAAUGACCUUGUUUGUAUACACUGUCUGACUUUAAAGGGAAGUGAUCAUCUAUUGAAUACAUUAUUUGUGAAUUCAAAGAGAUAAUAGGUUUUCCUACCACAGAAUACCAGUGAGCCUACGACUGUGUUUUUACGAUUUUUCGUCAACUAUUUUGAAUGACUAACCGCAUCUUUAUAUUUCGAAAAUCUUUGUAUUAGUUAGUAAUAAAGGCAGAUAUUAUCGAAUUAUAUGCAUACAUAUACAUCGAAAGUGGACAACAAAAUAUAUCAAACAAACAGACAGGAAAUAGUUUUCUUGAGGAAAGUAGCCACUGGAUGUACAAUUAUAUAUAUAUAUAUAUAUAUAUAUAUAUAUAUAUAUAUAUAUAUAUAUAUAUCAGAAUGGCUUAAAAAUAAUUUACAAUUACAGCUUUGACUUAAUUUAUACACGUAAAUUUGAUAUACAUUUUGUAUACGACACAUUACUCAAUUUCAAAUAAAAUAAUGCAUAAAAAUGUGAUAAAAUCAUAAUGUACGUGAGCAUAAGUUAUGCAAGAAUUUGUAUAUAUAUAUAUAUAUAUAUAUAUA
Messenger RNA from Schistosoma turkestanicum, 2733 nucleotides. The record is from the annotation of a GenBank genome assembly. Lineage: Eukaryota; Metazoa; Platyhelminthes; Trematoda; Strigeidida; Schistosomatidae.